This is a messenger RNA of Exophiala aquamarina CBS 119918, 960 nucleotides long. RefSeq lists its product as uncharacterized. The coding region runs from base 1 to 960 and encodes 319 amino acids. Gene Ontology annotation, cellular component: cytoplasm; nucleoplasm. NCBI's taxonomy places the organism in Eukaryota, Fungi, Ascomycota, Eurotiomycetes, Chaetothyriales, Herpotrichiellaceae. The record is from RefSeq and is a predicted model, not a curated record. The transcript has 2 exons.
AUGCUAACCUGUACCUCUGUCUCUCAGGCUCGAGCUAUCCCUCCUCCGUUCGGGGCAUUCUCGCCCUUCGUCUUCCCGGGACCUCAACAGCCUGGUUUUGGUGGCUUUGCAGGGAGAGAUCCGCACGCACCUGCUCAAGCAGGCAACUUACAAGACCUGUUCUCGAUGAUCUUGCAGUCAAUGCAACCGGCUGGCGCUGGCCCCGGCCAACAAAUGCACCCUGAUAAUGAUGGAUUCCGGGGUCAGGAUCAUCCCCAACAUCCAUUCGACCUUCUUAAUCAAAUCUUCAAUGGUGGUACCGGACGUCAGGGAGACAUGGUCUUCUCUCAGGACGCCUUCGAUCGAGUUAUGUCACAGCUAAUGGAGCAGAAUGGUGGGAGUAACGCUCCCCCACCUGCAUCGGAAGAAGCCAUACAAUCACUGGAGAAGAAAAAGGUUGACCAGGAGAUGUUGGGGGCAGAAGGCAAUGCAGAAUGCUCGAUCUGUAUGGAUGACGUUGUCCUGGGCCAGGAGGUUACAGUCCUACCGUGCAAACACUGGUUUCAUGGUGAUUGUGUGACCGCGUGGCUGAAGGAGCAUGAUACUUGUCCACACUGUCGAAGUCCUAUUUCCCCACGCGAUCAGAACCAGAACCAGAACCGACAGUCCGGACCAUCGAGGCGAAGUGCCAGUCGACGAGCAUCCUCAGUUUCAAGUCCGCGAGCACCACCAGUAGAAGGCUCCAGAUACAAUCCCAUCCACAUACCUGAGAGCCCCAGUGAGCUUCGAGAAGCGAGGCGGCAAUAUUAUGGAAGUCCACGCGGGAGUCAAAUGGACCGACCCGAGACCAUUCAACCUUCAAGUAGCCAUGACGUGCGAAGGCACAGAUCGGGGAGUGGCAGUGGAAGCAAUGGAGCAAGUAGAAAUCAGGCCAGUGGGGGAGUGUCAGGAUGGAUUCGAGACCAUAUGCCUUUCACUUGA